UCCUUUUUAGCUAUUUCUACCUGUAAUUUGCUUAAUACUACUUUCUGCUCUAAGGGAAUCAAGGGAUUAGUAAUCUCUAUGGUCUCUUUUUCCUUAAGGGGUAAUAUUAUAGUAAAUACUACCCCUGAGUUUAACUCUGAUUUUCUGGUUUCAAAUAUUGAGAUUAUAAAGGGGGUGCUUCCCUUAGUUAAAAGGGAACUAUGGUAUAAAGUUAUUAUUUAUGGUAUACCUAUUCGUGAGUUUGAUAUACCCGAAGGAAUGGACUUAGUCCUAGAAGAGAUCAAGACCUUUAAUAAAGGACUAGAGCCUAUUGGCUAG
Molecule: messenger RNA, 318 nt
Organism: Hyaloscypha bicolor E
Lineage: Eukaryota; Fungi; Ascomycota; Leotiomycetes; Helotiales; Hyaloscyphaceae
Exons: 2
Source: RefSeq, a predicted model, not a curated record